Messenger RNA from Durusdinium trenchii, 3399 nucleotides. Lineage: Eukaryota; Dinophyceae; Suessiales; Symbiodiniaceae. The record is from the annotation of a GenBank genome assembly.
AUGAAACUGGAGUUGUGGAAACUCUUCCGCGAAGAUGUCCGGGACCUCUUUGAGCUGACGACCUCCAACAUGAACACUUACAUGGUGGUGGGAGCCUUGCUGGUGACCUGCAUCAUUGGUUUCAUCUUCGUGGGCUAUCAGGAGUUUCCAAUGGAGCCGCCGUGGCUGCUGCUGAUUUGGAACAACAGCGUGUUCAGUGCGAUCACCUUUGGCAUCUUGAGCGUUUGGUUGGCCACGCACGGUUCCAGCAGUUCCAACUCGGCGGCGAUCAAGAUUCUCACGCAGGCGGUGCGACCUCCGGUGCCCGGCUUGAGCGAGGUUCGUGCAGCCAUGCGACUGCAGGAGCAGUACGAGAAAAGCGGGGUGAAGAACUUCUUCAUGCCUCCGGCCUUCGUUCCGGGUGCCACCCUCGGAGGGCUGCAGGAGAUGGAGGGUCCCCAUGCUCGGGCACGCGACCCAGCGCUACCCGAAGCGCCACUGGCCAAGAGGCGCAAAUUCGCAGCCAAGGCCGCCAAGAAGGAGAUGCGCCAGCCGAUGAAGCCUCCUCGAGUGCUCAUCACCAAUGAGGUCACACCCAGGAAGGAGACGACAGCAGAGGAGCGUCAGACUUGGGAGGCAGAUGACUUCAGGUUCCCUCCUUAUCAAUACCAGAAGAUCCUGUCCAUCGUCGAGUCCAAUGGUCAACACCGACUCCCUAGCAGCCGCGAACGUGAGGUCAUCAUGGGAUUUCCCAAAGAUUACACGGUUCAGUGUAUGCCAAAGCAGUUCCAUGGGAAGCCAUCGCAUGAAGACGAGAGGAAGACAUUGAUUGGCAACACCUGGAAUGUCACUGUGGUAGCAUGGCUUCUGGCUCAACUGGGGUCUCAGCUUGGGCUAUGUAAUUCUCAGGCGCAAGCCUACCGACGCCAAUACAUACGGUCUAAGAGUGUAGAGCUCCAACCCCUUGAGCGUGCCCGUAAGGGCAGGGUGUCGGACCGCGAGAAGGAGACGCAAAGCAAAAGGAAGUUCACGGAGAAGUCGCAGAUGACGGAUGUCCACAAGGACCGGGCGAUUGGGCGUCGCCGACUUCGCACCCCCAAUAGACCGGCCGCGGCCGGGAGACCGCGCGGAGUUCGAGCGAUCGCGAGGCUUGGUCGCUAUGUGUCUCAGCAUGCAGUUGCGUUAGAGUAUCAUGCUCGUCAACGGGAUGAGGAGGCGGAGGCGACCACCUGGCUGGAGGAGGGCGCCCAUGCCACAGAUGACAUCAGCCCAGGGAAGAGCGCGGCGCAGUACUCCCACUUCUGGAUGCUUCGAAAGGUGCAGCGCGGCUACGCCUGCUUCGACGCCUACGCGCGCAUUAGCUUGACCGUGUCGGCACAGCAGCUGCUGCUGGUGGGGGCAUACUAUGCCAUUGCCUUAUUCAUGACCAAAACAGAAGGAUGGCCAGAGCCUUCGCAGAACGCGGCAACUGGAUGGCUUUCCAGCGCUACGGCUGCCUUUGCUGGCUGCAUUUUGUACAAGCUGGACCUCUUCGUGGUGAAGCGGCAACGGAGGAUGGUCGACACCGCCAUCUUUCUGGGGCCUUUGGUGUUGACUCUCGCCGUGCAUCUCGCCGUGCUUCGAGACAACAAUGGACGAGUGGGCUUGCGCGCCUGCGAUCAAUUCAUCCCUUCCUGGGCACCCUGGUCCUUGGCGCUGGUGGCCUGUGCAUUGCAUAUGGCUUGGAUUAUCAUCAUCUUGAAGGUCUCCUGCCCCUUGAAAUCCAGAGCUGGCUUGCCCAUGUCUUAUCGUUCCUCCAUUUACCUCGACGUCUUUGGAUGGCACAGCAAGCGCUUCCGCCGAACCGCUGCCAAUGCCACCAUGCCAAAGGUGACCGUCCAAGCGCUGCCCUUCAUGAGCAAGGAUCGGUGUGCAGCGGCUGCCUUCAAGGAAGCGAAGCAGAUCUCCAAGGUGUUGAAGAAGUUCGGAGGUCCUGAGAUCGUGGAACACUUGAGUGCGGCGGAAGCGGAGGAUUUGCACCGCAUGCAGGUGAUUCUGGAAGAAGACGUCAAAGAGCUGGAAGAUCAUUUGAACCUGCCAGAGUAUGAGCCAGAUGAUACACAGAUGGCCGACGAUGGGAGCUGGUUGCAAUGCUGCUGUGAAGAUGGCCAAGGUCAUGCGGCGCUCUAUUGGGUGGAUGCUCACUCAGGACAGGUGCAGUUGACUCAGCCCAAUCGAGGGGAGAUCAUCGACCUCUCUCGCAUGAGCGCGAUCAUCCGGGAGCGGUGGGCGGAGCUCCAGAGCCGCAUCGAUGCUUCGCCGCGCAACGCGGCGCAGGAGGCGGUCGCCGCAGAGGCGCGGCCCUUCGAGCUCAUGCCCGAAGCGCCUGACAUGGACGAGACCAGCAAGAAUCUUCCCUGGAAGUGUAUCCAAAGAAGUUGCUGGAUGCAAAUUCUCCUUUGGUGCUUCACCAUGGUCGUGAUCUUGGUGGACAGUGACUAUCAUGCCUCCCGCUUGGCACCCGCAGACUCUUAUGACAGGAGCUUGGUGAAGUUGGUCAGUGUCAGCCAAUGGCCUCACAGGGCGUUCCGGCCCUCUGCCUUGUCCUGCAAUCCCUAUGCCAAGAAGCUGUUGCUGAGUGAUCAAUUUGAGAUCUAUUCAGCCGAAUUGAACUUGGAGGGCAGCAUUGAAGCCUUGGGCUAUCAACAAUCCUUGCUUUUGAGGAACUUGACUUUACAGCCAGCGAUCCCCACUGCAGAGCUUCGCAGCACCUGGAAAAGCAUUGGCUAUUUGCACAACCGAGGAAUCCUCCUCUUGUUGGACCGGAACGGCCGCGCCAUUGUGGAACACCACGUGCACCGUGGAAGUGGCUAUUCCGCGAAGCCGUGGACCCUGAGCGAGAGCUUGCCACAGAAACUGGAGGUGAUCGAGCCAAUUGAAGGACGAGGGAGUCAAAUGUGCAGCACAAAAGGCUCUGGCCUGGUGAAUAUGGGUUGGGCCAUUUACGCCUCCACGGAUUCCGGACAGGUGGUGAUUCUGUGCCCGUCGGCUCAGCGCGUGCUGCAGCCUUUGCACAUGAUCGUCUCCCUCCGCAGAAAGCAAGCCUCCAUGUCAAUCAUGAAGUUGGUGGACUCUCACACGGGAGCAGUGAAGCUGCAAAGAGAAAAGAUCAUUGGGGUGCAACGAGACAUCUACGAAGGCGUCUUGUGGCUCAUGGUCUCGACCACCGAGGGCUCCACCGAGAUCCGUGCGUGGGACGUCGCCGUGGGGCAGGCCGAGACGGGGAGGAGAGAAGGGAGAGGGAGGAGAGAAGGGAGAGAAGGGAGAGGAGGGAUCUUCCAACUGUGCCGUUCGAUGUCUGUCUUUGGGCCGUUCAAUCCUUGGGAGAAGAGGAUCAUGUCUGUUUUGGAGGUCUCAGAGUUCAUGGACGAAGGGAGAUAG